CCGUCAAUCGCACACCACUUGGUUCCUGCCUAGUUCUUGUGUUAGCUUUUGCUCCUCCAAAAUAGUAGCAAAACUGCAAAAGGAAAAAGCCAAUCUCCUUUGCUACUUUCCUUAUUUCUAUUUCCUCUUAAUCUUCAUCGCUGUCCCCACCGAUGGCUCACCAUGACCUCUCCUCUCCGCUCCUCCAGCCUCAACCUUCCAAUCAAGCCCAGUUAAUCCUCACCAUUCACGAUAACGGCUCCGGUCAACGAUCCUCCUCAACUCAAUCCCUUAAUCGUCAGUUUCACCAUCACAAUAACAACAAUCACUCGUCACAUCUAAACCAUAAUUUUCCUAACCCGUUUGAGUUCCUGGGCUUGGAUGGCUUGUCUGUACCUGCACCAUCAACUUUGGAUCCAUUCCGGAACGAUACGCCUGAUAUUGAGGGGCUUUAUGAGGUGCUAAAGAUCUUGGUUUGCUUGCCGAUUGCUGCGGUGCGGUUGGUGCUUUUUGGUGUUUGUUUGUUGAUAGGCUAUAUUGCUACCAAAUUGGCUCUUCAGGGAUGGAAGGAUAAACACAAUCCUAUGCCUAGAUGGCGCUGUAGGUUAAUGUGGGUCACUCGGAUUUGUGCCCGCUGCAUUCUCUUCAGUUUCGGCUACCAGUGGAUAAAAAGGAAAGGAAAGCCUGCUCCUAGAGAUAUUGCUCCAAUUGUUGUGUCAAAUCAUGUAUCAUAUAUCGAACCUAUCUUCUACUUCUAUGAAUUGUUUCCUACAAUUGUUGCGGCUGAGUCACAUGAUUCCAUACCCUUCGUUGGAACUAUUAUCCGAGCCAUGCAGGUGAUAUAUGUCAAUAGGUUCUCACAGUCAUCGAGGAAACAAGCUGUUAAUGAAAUAAAGAGAAAGGCUUCGUGCGAUAGAUUUCCUCGAGUGCUAUUAUUUCCUGAGGGAACGACAACUAACGGGAAGGUCAUUAUUUCUUUCCAACUUGGUGCAUUUAUUCCUGGUUUUGCAAUCCAACCAGUGAUAGUUCGCUAUCCCCAUGUUCACUUUGACCAGUCUUGGGGGCACAUUUCAUUGGCAAAGCUCAUGAUUAGGAUGUUCACACAGUUUCACAAUUUCAUGGAGGUGGAGUAUCUACCUAUAGUUUCGCCCCUUGAUAACUGUAAAGAAAAUCCUGCUCAUUUUGCUAAGAGGGCUAGCCAUGCAAUUGCAAGUGCUCUUAAUGUUGUACAAACAUUUCAUUCCUAUGGGGACUUGAUGCUUCUUAUGAAAGCAUCCGAGUCAAAUAAGGAGAAGCCAUCAAGUUUUAUGGUUGAAAUGGCUAAGGUGGAAUCGUUAUUCCAUAUAAGUAGCUUGGAAGCUGUGGACUUUCUGGACAAGUUUCUUUCAAUGAAUCCAAAUGCCAGUGGCCGUGUUAAUUUCAGUGACUUCGUGAGGGUUAUGAGGUUAAGGGCAUGCCCUCUUUCAGAAGAGAUAUUUGGGUUCAUUGAUGUGGAAAAGAGUGGAUCAAUCACAUUCAAGCAGUUUUUAUAUGGAUCAGUUCAUGUCAUGAAGCAACCAUUGUUCAGGCAAACCUGCGAGCUAGCUUUCUCCAAAUGCAGUGAUAGAGGAGAUCGAAUCUCAAGAGAACAAUUGGGAGAUAUGGUUAGACUUGCAAUCCCGGACUUGGAUGAUGAGGAGGUCCAGGAGCUAUUCAAAUUGUUUGAUACAGAUGGUGAUGGGUGGGUUGGCAAGGAUAAUUUUAUAUCUUGCCUGAGAAAGAAUCCUCUCCUGAUAGCACUUUUUUCAUCUUGUUCCAUGCGCAAAGGCUCAUCAGAAGCUGGUGAUAUGAUGUUGGAAGGGAUCGUUUGAUGCCUAUAUUUCUAUAAUUGGAUGUUUGGUCGGGCUGUGUGAAAUUGAUAACCCCUGAUAUUUUUGGUUUUGUUGAGAGAGAGAGAGAGAGAGAGAGAGAGAGAGAGAGAGAGGCAAAGGGUAUUUUUUAAACCUUUGCUGAUCUAAUCAGGUGAUAAUUUUGAUGAACAUUGGCAUUGAAUUGUACUUUAGUAAUUUAAAUUUAAAUUUAAAUUUAUAUUUUACUUGCACAA
Molecule: messenger RNA, 2062 nt
Organism: Jatropha curcas
Lineage: Eukaryota; Viridiplantae; Streptophyta; Magnoliopsida; Malpighiales; Euphorbiaceae
Product: calcineurin B subunit-like protein
Biological process (GO): phospholipid metabolic process
Molecular function (GO): calcium ion binding; lysophosphatidylethanolamine acyltransferase activity
Source: RefSeq, a predicted model, not a curated record